Molecule: messenger RNA, 393 nt
Organism: Notothenia coriiceps (black rockcod)
Lineage: Eukaryota; Metazoa; Chordata; Actinopteri; Perciformes; Nototheniidae
Product: zinc finger protein 385B-like
Exons: 3
Source: RefSeq, a predicted model, not a curated record
CUUCCUCAGGGAUGAAGACUACUCUCAGCUCCUCUCAUCUACUUGAGAGGAGGCAGAUAUUUGCUUUUGGAGGGAUGUGUCAAGAGCUGAUGGACCCUCCAACAUCUACAACCAUCAGUCUCUCCGUCCAGCAGACUUCAUCUCCAGGUCAGGGCGGGACCUUCUCGCUGUGUGAGGUGUGCAACCUGCAGCUGACCUCUGCUCAGGCCCAGCUGCACUACAAUGGCAGGUCUCACCUCCGGAGAAUGAGACAGCUCGAGGCAAGAGAGACAGGUCAACAGGCAGCAGCAGGGUCUCUGUCUGGGUCCCUCCUCCAGGCCACAGGACUGAGCUCCCAGCCUACAGGACUCACUCCGACCCCACGCCUCAGCGCUGCACCCAGCACUAAUGCAG